AAGCUAAUAUGAUUUAUCCAAAUUAGUAUCUGUUCGGACGUUAUGAAUGUUCCCCUUUAUUGUCUGGCGUUGUGUGGUGGAGGGGGCAAUUAAGGGGUGAUGCGUAUAGCAUAAUCGCCCGACAACCCAAAAGUACUAGAUGUAAUUGAUACAGUCCACAAACCAGAGUGCUGUUUGAGCCAGCCUCUGUCGAAUAAACAGUAUCAUAAUGUAAUGUAAAUGAGCCUGUAAAUGUUGUAAUAUGCUUUAAAGUAUUGUUCAACUAUAAUUGUUAUAUUGCUGUGUUAUUCAAGUAUUUUUGUUAAAUUGUAAUUAUUCUAGUGAUGUCUGAAUUUGAAUUCAAUUUUCAGUUAUGCAGUAGUAUUAUAAUAUUAUUGAUUGUUCGAUAAACCACAUAUAGUGGACACAUUAAUAAGAGACAUAAAGAGUGAAAUCAUGCUCUCUCAUAAACUGACAUUUUACUUUAGUGUUUCAUUUCUAUUGGAUGUUAAUCCGAUUGUCAUCAUUCAAAUGUAUAAGUCAAAAUCCCUCUAAGAUACCUGAAAUUGAGUACAUAUCAAAUUUGAGACAUUUUAAUGCUCUAUGAGCUCAAAAUCAGUAUUAAUCAAUGAUUGAGAAUAUAUGAGGCGAAAAAGACAAGUCUGAUAAAAUCUUCACCCUUCCGUUCAUCUUCAGUAUUCUCAAGACCAUGGGCUGGUAUUAUAUCAUGUGUUGGGAUUUUACAUGUUUUUAUUGCAACUUUUACGUGUGACUCAAAUAAACAUUAUUAUUAACCUAAAAGUUUUUGGAAUUAAAAACAUUUGAAUAAGAAAAGCAAUGAAAUACAGAAAAAACUUAUUCAAUGCGAUGAUCAUGGAAGCUGACCAAUUGAUAAAGGUUAUGGAUAAUGUGAAAGUCUUGAAGAGUCUGGAACUUUGCAAACUUCCCCAAGUCUUAAAGGGCAAAAAGGUGACAAUAAUCAGUGAGAAUGAUGCUAAAAACUGUGUGCCCCAAGUUGCUCUGUGGUCCGUGACACAGAGUUUGGGUGGAGAAAUAAUGCCUAUCACGUUUGACUGGCAUAACUUGACGUCUAAAAAGGACUUUGGCAAAAUGAUAUCUCGUUGCUACGACCUUGUGCUCGUGGAAACAAAGCAUUGCAGAGACAUAAUAACGUUCAGUGAAGGCUGUGAGAUCCCAGUGGUGUACUGCGGUUGCGGGAUGUACCAACCGCUAGAGGGACUCGCGAACAUUCUCACCAUUGGCGAGCAUUUUGGCAGACUGAGCCACUUGAAGUUCGGAUGGGUGGGGCCUGGCUGCUCGGCCCUCAACACUUACAUGAUGAUGCUACCCAGAUUCGGCAUUCCCAUCAGUUACAACUGUACCUCGAAUCCGAAUUUCCCUGUCCAACCGAUUUGCUAUGAUAAAAGCUACACUCUAUCCAGGAUGCAUUCUACCAACUUGAAUAACUGUAAAACUGCCAAAGAAGCCAUAAAAAAUUCCGAUAUAAUCGCUACUACUGUUCACAAUAUUCAAUGUCAACAAAUUACUACAGAGAUGCUGGAAGAAGCCAAUGAUAACUGGAUAUUUCUGCACCGUCUACCUAGAGGAAAUCAGGAGGCGACUCCAGCCGUUUUCGCUCAUGAGAGGAAUUUGGUGUGGCAGAGUUUCGACAACUUGAUCUACGUUUGUGUU
Messenger RNA from Nilaparvata lugens (brown planthopper), 1671 nucleotides. RefSeq names its product ornithine carbamoyltransferase, mitochondrial-like. NCBI's taxonomy places the organism in Eukaryota, Metazoa, Arthropoda, Insecta, Hemiptera, Delphacidae. Gene Ontology annotation, cellular component: mitochondrion. Gene Ontology annotation, biological process: L-citrulline biosynthetic process. The record is from RefSeq and is a predicted model, not a curated record. Gene Ontology annotation, molecular function: amino acid binding; ornithine carbamoyltransferase activity.